CGCGAGAAGGAGAUAGACGUCAGAAUCUCCGCUUCGGGAACAGGCGACGGCUCGCAGGUCCUCUUCGAUUUCAAGAGCGGCGCAUUCAAGCCUGUACCGAGUCAGGAUAUGGUAUUCGAUCUCCUUUCGCUUCCGUCGAGGGUCGUGCACAAGGAGGAUCUCGAAAAGGAGGAGAGGAGGAAGGACACGGCGUCUAUACAAGGAGAGAAGAAAGGUGAGGCGGAAACUCAAGAAAAUGACGAAAACGCGAAGGAACUGGAGGAGCUGUACGGGACCUACAUGACGAAGGAGGAGCUGGCGAAGUUGGACGCCCAACCGAACCCGUUUAACUAUAGUGAUCGUGUUUCGCAGACUUUUCGUGUGGUUAUGAAGGACCUCCCCAUCCAGACGGACCCUCCGCCGGGCACGACCUUCUCCGCCAACGUAGGAUUUUCAGACAUCUACGACGCCUAUGAAAAGGACUACGAGAGGGUGCUGGCGAGGAGGAAAGAGGAGGAGAUGAAGAGGGAGAAGGAGAAGGAGAGAGAGAGGGAUAGGAAGGCUGGCAAGUCGUACGGCAAAGUCUCAUCGCCUGAGCUACAGAAAGAUCAUAGUUCGUCGCAGGUUAGUGGCAGUCAGUAUGCAGAUUCCUUACAUCAGAACAGAGAUUUCAAUAUGUGUCAAAUUGAAGCCACAUGGUCACAGAAAGGGAAUAUUAAACUUUCUUCCAUUAUCUGGCGGUUAUGCUUGGACAAAGCAAUUGCAGAACAGGAGCUUUCACCUGUUUUUUCCAUGAUCACACCGCGUCCCUCCGUCCAGUCUCAGAAGGCGACGCGACCCAACCCCGAGGGCGUGGCCAAGAAGCAGGCGUCUCCACUCCGGGCGGCGGCGGCGGCGGAGGCGGAGGCGCAGGCGGAGGAGGAGCGCGUCCCCCCCCGCCUGCGCACCGUCGUCGCCCUCGAGAGGAUGGUCAGCCAGAAUAUCUUCGACGAAGUCACGCAAGACUACAAGUACUGGGAGGACAGCAGCGACGAGUACCGCAACCUGGAGGGGUCUCUGCUGCCGCUGUGGAGGUUCCCGUGCGACGGAGGCCGAGCGCUCGUCGUCACGGAUAUCUGCUGGAGCCCCGUCUACCACGACCUCUUCGCCGCCGCCUACACUACAGAGAGCAUCUGCGGGGCAUCCGACGCCCGAGGAAUGCUGUGCCUGUUCACCCUCAAGAACCCGGGCAUCCCUGAGCGCGUCCUGCAGCCUCCAUGUGGCGUCACGUCCGUACAGUUCCAUCCCUCGCGAGCGAGCGUGCUGGCGGCGGGGCGCGUGGACGGGGCGGUGAUGGUGCUCGACGUCCGCUUCCCCCGCGCCCCCAGGGUCAUCACCUCGACGGUUGUGGCCGGAAGUCACCUCCAGCCGGUCUGCCAGGUGCGCUGGGUGCCGACUGACCCCGGCGAGAGUCUCUGCUUCUACUCCGUGUCCGAGGACGGCCGCGUGUCCGAGUGGCUGGUCCGGCCUUCCGCUCUCGUCCACGCGGAUAUCCUCGACUUCAUCGCCAGCGCGGCGAACGCCAAGUUGUCUAAAGAGGCUUCCAAGUUCUUACUCGAAGGCAGAGCCACCUGCAUAGCGCUGAACCCGAGCGACAAGACGGACAUGCUGGUGGGCGUCGACACGGGCGAGGUGCUGCAGCUGAAGACCUCGAGCACCCACGCCCUCACGCGCUACCCCGCCCACAUCGGCGCCGUGAGGGACAUCGCCUGGAACGCCCACCACUGCAAGGUCUUCGCUUCCUGCUCCUUGGACUGGACGCUCAAGAUCUGGAUCCGGGAUUGCCUGUCGCCGCUGGUGACCCUCGACCUCGGCGCGCCGAUCGGGAGCGUCUCAUGGUCCCCCUACAGCAGCAGUGUGCUCGCGGCGGCCACGGACGAAGGGCGCGUCUACGUGUACGACCUGUUCCUCCGCAAGUGCCAUCCGCUGUGCUCGCAAAACCUCAACCAGCGGCGUCGACUUGGCCUCUCCUGCGUCGCCUUCAAUCCCUUCAGCCCCGUCGUGCUCGUCGGCGGCGAGAAAGGCUACCUGAUGACGCUGAAGCUCUCUCCCAACCUGCGUCGGCCGUACAAGGACGCGAAGGGCGCCGAGGAGAUGAGGCAGGCGGAGAUCGAGCUCUGCAAGAUGGAGAGAAUCAUCGCCACCAGCAAGGAGUGGGAGAAACCGGGAGAUGAGAAGAUGAGGUUUUCUGCUGUAUUUUGAAAGGAAUAUUGCGUGGUUAAAUAAGGAAGGUGAUUCAGUGUUAGCAGGAAGGAGUGAGGGAAUUCCACAUGAUGUGAAGUGAUGUGUAAUGUUUUGAUGUGAUUCUGUGUGAUUGCAGUAUGAUCAGGUAAGGUUAGAGACGAUCAGGCGAUGUUUUCUAAUAUAUUUUUACUUGAUUCUGUUUGUUUCCAUGGGAUCAGAUCAAUGUUUUGUGCACGAGAAAAAGUACAAAAAUACAAACGCAGUAACGUGCGUACAGAGAUGAAAUGAAACCAAAGCCAGAAUUGGAACAUACGAAUAAAUCUUAACGUUUCGAACACGCAAAGGGUUCCUCUUGGGACAAAUAAUAAAUGUCUUCUGUCGUGUUUAAAUGGGAUUCUUCUUCGUUCUUUUUGGUUGAAUAUGUGACUCAGUGUACGUUGGAUAAUUGGUUCGUUUUUUCUUGAAGGAAGAAGGAAGAGCAUAAGAGUCGAGUGAAUAUAAAUACGAAUUUUUAUAAUGAUUUACUUUGUACAUACUUCGUGAUAAUAUCAUAUUGUGAAUUCAGAUAAUAUAUCAAAUGGUGAGUUUAUUAAAUACUAUUUCCUUAAUAUCUACACUGUUAUUAUUACUAGCACAUUCUUGAGAAUAGGAUUAUCAAUUUCUAUUCCUUUAACUAGCCGUCUCAGCUAAAAAGAUAAAGAUGGCUGUGAUUUCUCAGGGAUUAUGUAAUAAAAAAAAAUUCAGAUGUUAUUUUCUCUUAUUCCACCCCUUCCAAAG
This is a messenger RNA of Penaeus monodon (black tiger shrimp), 2979 nucleotides long. RefSeq names its product dynein intermediate chain 1, axonemal-like. Gene Ontology annotation, cellular component: outer dynein arm. The record is from RefSeq and is a predicted model, not a curated record. Bases 109 to 2220 code for a protein of 703 amino acids. Lineage: Eukaryota; Metazoa; Arthropoda; Malacostraca; Decapoda; Penaeidae. The transcript has 15 exons. Gene Ontology annotation, molecular function: dynein light chain binding; dynein heavy chain binding. Gene Ontology annotation, biological process: outer dynein arm assembly; cilium movement.